AUGGGUUUAGAAACAAUGCCAGAGUUGGAUUUGAUGAUGACUGAGAAGAAGAAAAAGAAUCCAGAGUCGAUUGGACGAAGCCGGUCGACAAACUCAGUCGAUUUCUCGGCUAAAAUAGACCAGAAUCAUCAUCGGAAACACCGGCGGGUUAAGUCUUCGUUGUCGUUUCUAGAAAUGCCGGAAUGUUUUGAGCUUGAGAAUGAUGAAUUCUUGCUCCUUACGUUCGAAAAUGAUGAGGAAGAACAUAAGGAGAGGGUGAAAUGUGAUGUCAACAAGAAUGAAAGAUUGCAGAGAAGGAAUAAGAUUAGAAACGAUUUGGGUUUAGUUCAUCCACUCAAGGAAAUCAUAUCUGAUAACAACGGAUCGAAUUCAACGAAAGCGAAAAACCGAAAGAGUGGUUUACAGAAGAAUGUUGAUGAAGUAGUGCCAGAGUUGGAAAAUUGGAGUCCCAAUUCUGUUCUUAAUCUCGACGAAUUCCAACUUGACAAUGAUUCUUCUUCCCUCUCAGAAGAAGAAUUGAAGGAGAGGAAUUCAAAUUCGAGAUGGAAACUGUCGACGGAUACUGCAAGUUCAGACUCCACGUCGCAGCAUUUUCCGGUGACCGACAUUUUGGAGUUCAGAACAAAUGGUAGUGUUGAAUUAACAAAGGCGGAAUUCAGUGCUACUGGUAACUGCAAAGAAAUGUGGCAACAAGUAUGCAAGUUGACAGAAGAUGACAUGGAAACAACAAGUUGGCUGCUAAAAAAGCAAGUACAGAGAAUGGAAGAAUGGGUAGAGAUUGCAGCCGAGUUUGGACAAGAAAUUCUCGACCGUCUUCUGCAAGAAGUUGUAACAGAAGUUGGUGAAUUUACAGAUUUUGCAGUGUCUUAGUAGUUAUCAUAUGGAAAUGUAAUA
Messenger RNA from Papaver somniferum (opium poppy), 894 nucleotides. RefSeq lists its product as uncharacterized. Lineage: Eukaryota; Viridiplantae; Streptophyta; Magnoliopsida; Ranunculales; Papaveraceae. The record is from RefSeq and is a predicted model, not a curated record. The coding region runs from base 1 to 870 and encodes 289 amino acids. The transcript is spliced from 2 exons.